Neohortaea acidophila is the source of this 1172-nucleotide messenger RNA. RefSeq lists its product as uncharacterized. The record is from RefSeq and is a predicted model, not a curated record. Lineage: Eukaryota; Fungi; Ascomycota; Dothideomycetes; Mycosphaerellales; Teratosphaeriaceae. The transcript has a single exon. The coding region runs from base 18 to 878 and encodes 286 amino acids.
UCGCCAGGCCGCGAGUAAUGUCUGAGUUGAUCCUUCUUAUUCCCCUUCUCAUUCCCCUUCUUCUCGCUACUGCCAUUCACCCCUCUCAUUGCUCUCUUUCUCACUUUCGCCGUCCAAACUCGAUCCCCAACGCAAGAAACACAAUCAUGACCGCGGCAUCUUCGCGCAUUGCAAAAGCCCCUCGUGCCCGCGGUCGACCUCCGUCGACGAACGUGCCGUGCGCGGAUUGCGUGCUCCGCGCGAGCCAAAAGCAGAACGCCAGUUCGGAGAUCGAACUCUGCGCCCAUUGCACCGCUGCUCUGCACCGCCAUCGAAAAAGUCAGUCGGACUUGCCAACAACGACACCAGUCACUCGGAGACGGUGUCAAAAGACUGACGAGAAUGCGAGUCGUUCCUGCAAGGCUGGGAAGCUGCCGGCCGUUCACGGCCGUGAAUGGCAACAAGACCAGCAAUUCCAGAGUCUUGUGUCGGCCCCGUUGCUCGAUUGUGAUUGCGUCUGGCAACAAUCUCGUUCGCACGCCAGGGAUGUCGGGAUAGAGAGGCCGCAAGAAUACGGUGUAAGCUGGACUCGACAACAACAACAACAACAACAUCAGCCAGUCGACGCCACCUACUCGUACUUACCGUACGAGCAGCACAGAAGUACGCCGCCGGCGCCAUCGAACCCAAUGUUCACGCGGAUGCAACGGCCGCCAUAUCCCAUCGAGAACAUGUCGUCUCACAAACUGCAUGCUCCUUAUUACAACGAUGCACCGACACCCAACAUCAGACGACCGAGUACAAGGCCCGAAUUGUUCUACGACGGCGAUGGUAUGCCGAUGCCCAAUUGCUACGAUCACGAGGCGUUUUGGCAGGAGUUUGGUGUUGCUGGAGUUUGAGGUUCUGUGAAGCGUGUCUCUAAGUGUAGUCGGGGUUGUACCGGGAACUGGGAGUCGGGUUUUGAUUGAUUUUAGGGUGGUGGAGGAGUUUAGAAAGGUGAGUGAUACCCAUAUGUCACGGGAAUGUAUUGUUACAUACAAAGCUUUGAUCCGUUUGAAUGGCGUCUUGAGCCCGCUCCGUCCGAGUAAUAAGGCAUGGACGGGUGCUUCUGAUGACGUCUGUCUGCGCUCGCUGCUUCACCAGCCUCUACUAAAGGAGCAAAAUCGUCGUCAAGUACAUGUAAAUGAAUUAUG